This is a messenger RNA of Colletotrichum lupini, 726 nucleotides long. RefSeq lists its product as uncharacterized. NCBI's taxonomy places the organism in Eukaryota, Fungi, Ascomycota, Sordariomycetes, Glomerellales, Glomerellaceae. The record is from RefSeq and is a predicted model, not a curated record. The transcript is spliced from 3 exons. Bases 1 to 726 code for a protein of 241 amino acids.
AUGGGGGUUUGUCUGGGUCCCUUCCUUCCCCAAAUCCCCAGCGUCUCUGUCAUCCAAAAGUGCAGGUAUCAUCCCCAGCCUCUUCUUUCCUUCCGUAUUGCAUCCUGUGGAUCGCACCUUACCUUAUGUACAAAAUGGAUCCACGAUCUCCAUCGAAACCUUCUUGCCGAGACCUCCGCAUUGCAUCAUCGUUUCGUACCCGUUGUCAUCCGUCCUAACGGUUCCUUUGUUGGGCUUACCCAACAUACGGCAUCCCACAGCCGCCUGGGCGAAAGGGGGGGAAAACUCCAAGCGAUGCAAUCUCUUGUGCCGGUCCUUUCUUUUGUUUAUCAUACGUUGGUCGUUGAACCUCAUAUUACACACGUCCCCUCAUCCGUGACUUGGCCAUGCCUCGAGUGUCUGUUCACUCGUCUGUUCUCAUCCUCCGUGCACCACACGAAAAAACGUCUGAACCCAGUCCCAAAACCCACGAGGUUAUCUCGCUUGGCCUUUCCCAGUCCCUCGGUCGAAGCGGCCGCGCUACAGAGUCUUGCCGUGGACCGGGUUCCGCUGUCAGCUAGAGAGGGUAGUACAAACAUAAAACAGCCGACGCAACUUUUGCACGAAGCGUCUCCGUUCAAGGUCCUUUCAGAGGGGCCGCCGCCUCUCGGACUGAAGAAGUUCGCUUGGCAACAACACCGGCAACAACAUGAUGUUGCGCCGAGAAACAAAAACAGUGCGUCGUGA